Messenger RNA from Pleurotus ostreatus (oyster mushroom), 600 nucleotides. RefSeq lists its product as uncharacterized. The record is from RefSeq and is a predicted model, not a curated record. Gene Ontology annotation, cellular component: nucleolar ribonuclease P complex. NCBI's taxonomy places the organism in Eukaryota, Fungi, Basidiomycota, Agaricomycetes, Agaricales, Pleurotaceae. Gene Ontology annotation, biological process: tRNA processing. The transcript is spliced from 3 exons. The coding region runs from base 1 to 600 and encodes 199 amino acids.
AUGGCGAAGAAAGGUAAGGCUGGGGGACAAAACCCACAAGCAGUCCCAAACAGAGAUAUAAUACAGCGCAUGAAUUUCUUAUACCAAGCAAGCUCUUAUCUCAAUUCCAUUUCCUCUCACUCAACAGACAGUGAUGAGACGACGCCUACUCGGAUCCAGUCAGGAGAUAUUUCCUCGAAGUAUAUCGAGAUGAUGAAGACGGUUGGCCAGAAAACCUUGGUUAAAAUAGAUCCGACAGUGAAACGGACAUUGUGUAAAGGAUGUGAUACUGUGCUCCAACCAGGAAUAAACACAUCCGUCAGGAUAAACAGGCCACCAUCGCACGGACAUGCCGUCACCUACACAUGCAAUCGCUGUAAAACAUCACGGCGUAUACCAGCACCCCCGACAGUGCAGCAAAGCGAAACCGCAGUAGCUCCACCGGAAUACCACCCCGAAUCUGGCGAUAUCAUCAUGGGGCCCACGACUGUUCGUCCGCCCCGUAAAUUGAAAGGAGUUCGGCCGAGGCAACCGCCUCUAUUCGCUCGACCGGGACACGUUAUUUUUCGAGGGAACGAGGUAGUGGAUGAAACAAAUCAACAGAGCGUUUUCGCUGCAUGA